This is a messenger RNA of Kockovaella imperatae, 1124 nucleotides long. RefSeq lists its product as hypothetical. The record is from RefSeq and is a predicted model, not a curated record. Lineage: Eukaryota; Fungi; Basidiomycota; Tremellomycetes; Tremellales; Cuniculitremaceae. The coding region runs from base 95 to 1039 and encodes 314 amino acids. The transcript has 2 exons.
UCACUUGGCUCAAGGUCCUCUCCGCCUGACGAUCGACCGACCGACCGACCGACCGCCGACUGCUAACUCAUCCAAUGCCAUUGAUGUAUACACCAUGUCGCCUCUGCCCUCGCUCCAGCCCACUGUCCCCACCAUCCCAUCUCUAUUAUCGUCCUCAUCCUCCUCAAGCGACACCGCUAUCAUUUCGUCCUCCGAUUCAGUCCACCACCGCCCAGUACGUCUAGAUCCUGCACCACUACCAUCCUUUAUCCCUUUCAAGAGAUCAUCAGGCACUGGAGCAUCCUCCAGUCAGUCAAUCAUUCACCCUCGAUCAUCAUCCCUGAGCGAGUGGUCGAAUCUCCACUGUCCAUCACUUGACUUUGGCCAUGCUCCUCCUGCUCACACUCGCCUCCUUCCUUCUGAAGCACUGAAUAGACCUCCCAUUUACCGACCUCUCCCGCCGCCUCUGCCUCCUUACGUCCCUGACCCAUCUCCCUUCCCAGCCCUUCCUUCAGGUGACGGUCCGAUCAUCCCACUAUCUCCCACUCGAUUCAAUUCUCAGACAUUCACAUAUCAUCAACCUCAACCACGACAUUGGCAGAAUGUUUUCCCACCGCCUUCUCCCUCCGCUUUGAUCGCUCACGGAGGACUGUUCCAAGGUCCCAUUCACUCACCGUUUCCGUUCUUCACUUGGGUCAGAGACGAUUUACCCACGGCCGAGAUACCGAUGAGCAAGAAACAAGCUUCUACACCUGGAACCGGGGCCCCGUCAGUCCCUUCGAUACCGUCUCCUAGCGAGGCUCCUGUCCCAGCCAACAAGAGGCGAAGGACCAGAGGCUCAGGACGCCUCGCGACAUCGUGUGAUGUCUGCAGUAGAAGGAAAGAAAAGGUGAGGCUGUCAACGAUAUGGUACCGCGGGACAGCGCAUCCGGCUGAACUCUCCGCGAGACACAGUGUGAUCAGCUACUCCCUUGUGCACGUUGCAAAGAGCGUGAGGUGCCAGAUGAAUGCUCGUACAGUCGGGUGGAGCAGAUUCAGGCAGCCAAGGAGACGCGGCUGAGACGCAAGUUUGCAACGGCCGAUGGUGGUAGAGCCAUGUCAACUGCCCAUGAAGAAGCUGCGGAGGGGAGUCCGUGUAGGGACGA